Molecule: messenger RNA, 1652 nt
Organism: Cornus florida
Lineage: Eukaryota; Viridiplantae; Streptophyta; Magnoliopsida; Cornales; Cornaceae
Product: COP9 signalosome complex subunit 2
Exons: 12
Coding region: 94-1413 (439 amino acids)
Biological process (GO): protein deneddylation
Cellular component (GO): COP9 signalosome
Source: RefSeq, a predicted model, not a curated record
UAAUAAUAUUGCUUGCACUUUUGGCAGUCGAUUGCACAUCCUUUCUCUUUGCGUCUCGGAUUUCUUCAAUCUUUUCUCUCUCUAGCAAACCUCAUGGCUUCUGAUGCAGAUAUGGAGGAUUAUGGGUUCGAAUAUUCAGACGAAGAGCCUGAGGAACAGGACGUUGACAUUGAGAAUCAAUAUUACAAUUCAAAAGGUCUGGUCGAAACUGACCCAGAAGGGGCGCUUGCGGGCUUCGCUGAAGUAGUUCGAAUGGAACCUGAGAAGGCUGAGUGGGGAUUCAAAGCUUUAAAGCAGACUGUAAAGCUCUAUUACAGAUUAGGGAAGUAUAAAGAAAUGAUGGAUGCCUAUAGGGUUAUGCUAACGUAUAUCAAAUCAGCAGUAACACGAAACUACAGCGAAAAAUGUAUUAACAAUAUUAUGGAUUUUGUAUCUGGAUCAGCCAGUCAGAACUUUAUCCUCCUGCAGGAAUUCUAUCAAACCACCCUGAAGGCCCUUGAAGAGGCCAAGAAUGAGAGGCUUUGGUUUAAGACAAAUUUAAAGCUUUGCAAGAUUUGGUUUGAUAUGGGCGAAUAUGGGCGGAUGAGUAAGAUUUUGAAGGAACUCCGCAAAUCUUGUCAAAAAGAAGAUGGUACAGAUGAUCAAAAGAAAGGAACACAAUUGUUGGAGGUGUAUGCGAUUGAGAUUCAAAUGUACACUGAGACAAAGAAUAACAAAAAGCUCAAGCAAUUGUACCAAAAAGCACUAUCAAUCAAGUCAGCGAUACCUCAUCCAAGAAUUAUGGGAAUCAUUCGUGAGUGUGGUGGGAAAAUGCACAUGGCCGAGCGCCAGUGGGCAGAGGCAGCUACAGAUUUCUUUGAAGCUUUUAAGAACUAUGAUGAAGCUGGUAACCAUAGGCGCAUCCAGUGCCUAAAAUACUUGGUUCUGGCUAAUAUGCUGAUGGAAUCUGAAGUGAACCCAUUUGACGGCCAGGAGGCAAAGCCAUAUAAAAAUGACCCUGAGGUUCUGGCAAUGACAAAUCUGAUAGCAGCUUAUCAACGGAAUGAGAUUUUGGAGUUUGAGAAAAUCCUUAAGAGUAAUAGGAAGACAAUAAUGGACGAUCCAUUUAUUCGAAAUUACAUUGAAGAUCUUUUGAAGAAUGUCAGAACACAAGUGUUGCUCAAGCUAAUCAAGCCCUAUACAAGAAUUCGGAUCCCAUUCAUAUCAAAGGAGCUUAAUGUCCCAGAAAAAGACGUCGAGGAGUUAUUGGUUUCACUGAUCCUGGAUAAUCGUAUAAAUGGGCAUAUUGACCAAGUGAACCGGCUGUUAGAGCGCGGUGACAGGUCAAAGGGAAUGAAGAAGUACACCGCUAUAGAGAAAUGGAACACACAGCUUCGGUCCAUCUAUCAAACUGUUGGCAACAGGGUGUGUUGAGGUUGCGAUUUCCGAUAGAAAUGUUUGUCAUCUGAGACUGCCCUUUUGGAUUUACUAUUUUGUCAUACUAAUUUGAAACUGAUCUUGCUGUCUUGUUAGAACUUGUGCUGAGUUGCAUACGUUGUGGAUAUGGCAAUAUUUUGACUUUAUAUAUCACAUACAUUAGUUAGUUCAGGAAAACUUAAAUUCCAAUUGAGGAAUGUUUUAGACUGUCGUGCAAUUGCAAUUGUCCAACCUCA